AUGACCAUGGGGGAUAUGAAGACCCCCGACUUUGAUGACCUCUUGGCAGCGUUCGACAUCCCAGAUAUGGUCGAUCCUAAAGCAGCUAUUGAAUCUGGACACGAUGACCAGGAGAGCCACAUCAAGCGAGAGGACGACUCCCACACGCCAUCCUCUUCCGACGUGGGCGUCAGUGUUAUUGUUAAGAACGUUCGGAACAUUGAUUCCUCCUCCGAGGGCUCCGAGAAAGAUGGCCACCCCACGGGCAAUGGCCUACACAAUGGGUUCCUCACAGCAUCCUCUCUGGAUGGCUACAGUAAAGAGGGGUCAAAGUCCUUGAAAGGAGAUGUGCCUACCUCAGAGGUGACUCUAAAAGACUCCGCUUUCAGCCAGUUUAGCCCUAUCUCUAGUGCUGAAGAGUUUGACGAUGAUGAGAAGAUAGAGGUGGAUGACCCCCCUGAUAAAGAGGACUUGCAUUCGAGUUUUAGAUCAAAUGUGUUGACGGGGUCUGUUUCCCAACAGGACUACGAGAAACUGAAGGCACUUGGAGGGGGAAACUUAAGCAAAACUGGAAUCUCUACUUCAGGCCAUGCAGACAAAAACAAAGUUAUCAAGAGAGAAACAGAAACAAAUUCUAUCAAUCUGAGUGUUUAUGAACCUUUUAAAGUCAGAAAAGUGGAGGAUAAAUUGAAGGAAAACUCUGAAAAGGUGCUUGAAAAUAGGGUCCAUGACGGGAAGCUGAGCUCCGAGAAGAACGACACUACCCUUGUCGGUGUGGUUCCGUCAAGGUCAAAGCCAUCCUCUAAGCUUUCUUCCUGCAUAGCUGCCAUCGCCGCUCUUAGUGCUAAAAAGGCUGCUUCCGGCGCCAGUAAAGAGCCAGUGACCAAUUCACGGGAACCCUCUCCAUUACCAAAAGAAGUCAAUGAUAGUCCUAGAGCCAUUGAAAAGUCUCCCGAGUCCCAGAGUCUCAUCGAUGGGACGAAGAAGGUGUCCUUGAAGCAGCCGGAUAGCCCCAGGAGCAUUUCAAGUGAAAACAGUAGCAAGGGAUCUCCGUCGUCCCCUGCAGGAUCAACACCAGCAAUUCCCAAAGUCCGCAUCAAAACCAUUAAGACGUCCUCUGGGGAAAUAAAGAGAACAGUGACAAGGGUAUUGCCAGAAGUUGAUCUCGACUCUGGAAAAAAGCCCGAGCAUCCAGGGCCUGUGUUGGCUUCUGUGACGUCGCUUCUGUCAUCCCCAGCUGCAGCUGCUGUCCUUGCCUCUCCCCCCAGAGCGCCACUGCAGUCUGCCCUUGUCGCCAACGCGAUUAGCCCUGCAGAGCUGACCCCCAAGCAGGUCACUAUUAAGCCCGUGGCAACGGCCUUCCUCCCAGUGUCUGCUGUGAAGACAGCAGGAUCUCAAGUCAUUAAUUUGAAGCUCGCUAACAACACAACGGUCAAAGCCACAGUCAUAUCUGCUGCCUCUGUUCAGAGCGCCAGCAGCGCCAUCAUUAAAGCUGCUAAUGCCAUCCAGCAGCAAACCGUUGUGGUGCCGGCAUCCAGCCUGGCCAAUGCCAAACUCGUGCCAAAGACUGUGCACCUCGCCAACCUUAACCUUCUGCCUCAGGGCGCACAGGCCACCUCUGAGCUCCGCCAAGUGCUAACCAAACCUCAGCAGCAAAUAAAGCAGGCAAUAAUCAAUGCAGCUGUCUCACAACCACCCAAAAAGGUUUCUCGAGUCCAGGUGGUGUCGUCCUUGCAGAGCUCUGUGGUGGAAGCUUUCAACAAGGUGCUGAGCAGUGUCAACCCUGUUCCAAUUUACAUCCCCAACCUCAGUCCCCCUGCUAACGCAGGCAUCACGCUGCCCACCCGCGGGUACAAGUGCUUGGAGUGUGGCGACUCCUUCGCUCUGGAAAAGAGUCUGACUCAGCACUACGACAGACGCAGUGUGCGCAUCGAGGUGACAUGUAACCACUGUACAAAGAACCUCGUUUUCUACAAUAAGUGCAGCCUCCUCUCCCAUGCCCGCGGGCAUAAGGAGAAGGGGGUGGUCAUGCAGUGCUCCCACUUAAUCUUAAAGCCCGUCCCAGCAGAUCAAAUGAUUGUUUCUCCACCAAGCAAUACUUCUGCUUCAUCUUCCACUCUGCCAAGCUCUGUGGCGGCUGGCACACACACUGUAACAAAAAUCCAGUCUGGUAUAACUGGGACGGUCAUAUCGGCUCCUUCAAGCACACCCACCAUUCCAGCUAUGCCUCUAGACGAAGACCCAUCCAAGCUCUGCAGGCAUAGUCUGAAAUGUUUGGAGUGCAACGAAGUGUUCCAGGACGAGACAUCGCUGGCUACGCAUUUCCAGCAGGCUGCAGAAACGAGUGGACAAAAGACUUGCACUAUCUGCCAGAUGCUGCUUCCCAACCAGUGCAGCUAUGCAUCCCACCAGAGAAUCCAUCAGCACAAAUCUCCCUACACCUGCCCCGAGUGCGGGGCCAUCUGCAGGUCGAUGCACUUCCAGACCCACGUCACCAAGAACUGUCUGCACUACACGCGGAGAGUUGGUUUUCGAUGUGUACAUUGCAAUGUUGUGUACUCUGAUGUGGCCGCACUGAAGUCUCACAUCCAAGGUUCUCACUGUGAAGUCUUCUACAAGUGUUCUAUUUGUCCAAUGGCGUUUAAGUCUGCCCCCAGCACACAUUCCCAUGCCUACACACAACAUCCUGGCAUCAAGAUAGGAGAGCCAAAAAUAAUAUAUAAGUGUUCCAUGUGCGACACCGUAUUUACCCUGCAAACCCUGUUGUAUCGCCACUUUGACCAACACAUCGAAAACCAGAAGGUGUCUGUUUUCAAGUGUCCAGACUGUUCUCUUUUAUAUGCACAGAAGCAACUCAUGAUGGACCAUAUCAAGUCUAUGCAUGGAUCGUUGAAAAGUAUUGAAGGGCCUCCAAACUUGGGUAUAAACUUGCCUUUGAGCAUUAAGCCCACAACUCAAAAUUCAGCAAAUCAAAUCAAGGAGGACAUCAGAUCCAUGAACGGGAAAGAGAAAUUGGAAAAUAAAUCCCCAUCUCCUGUGAAGAAACCAAUGGACCCCAAGAAAAUGGCCAUCCUCGGGUGGACGUGUUGGGAGUGUGACCGCCUGUUCACGCAAAGAGAUCUUUACAUUUCCCACGUGAGGAAGGAGCACGGGAAGCAAAUGAAGAAGCACCCGUGCCGCCAGUGUGACAAGUCCUUCAGCUCCUCACACAGCCUGUGCCGGCACAACCGCAUCAAGCACAAAGGCAUCCGGAAGGUUUACACCUGCUCGCACUGCCCAGACUCCAGGCGGACCUUCACCAAGCGGCUGAUGCUGGAGAAGCACAUCCAGCUCAUGCACGGGAUUAAGGAUCCCGACUUGAAAGAAAUGACAGAAACCACCAACGAGGAGGAAAUAGAGAUAAAAGAAGAUACCAAGGUUCCCAGCCCCAAGCGGAAGUUGGAGGAGGAUGAACCAGUUUUAGAAUUCAGGCCUCCCAGGGGAGCGAUCACUCAGCCACUGAAGAAGCUCAAGAUCAACGUGUUUAAGGUCCACAAGUGUGCCGUGUGCGGCUUCACCACCGAGAACCUGCUCCAGUUCCACGAACACAUCCCGCAGCACAAGUCCGACGGCUCCUCCUACCAGUGCCGGGAGUGCGGCCUCUGCUACACGUCGCACGUGUCGCUGUCCAGGCACCUGUUCAUCGUGCACAAGCUGAAGGAGCCGCAGCCCGUGGCCCAGCAGAACGGGGCCGGGGAGGAGAACCAGCAGAACCAGCCCAGCCCCGAGCACGAGGGCGCCGACGGCACCGCGUCCGACAGGAAGUGCAAAGUGUGCGCAAAAACGUUUGAAACAGAAGCUGCCUUAAACGCUCACAUGCGGACACACGGCAUGGCCUUCAUUAAAUCCAAAAGAGUGAAUUCGGCCGAGAAAUAG
Messenger RNA from Pipistrellus nathusii (Nathusius's pipistrelle), 3894 nucleotides. NCBI's taxonomy places the organism in Eukaryota, Metazoa, Chordata, Mammalia, Chiroptera, Vespertilionidae. The record is from the annotation of a GenBank genome assembly.